Messenger RNA from Protobothrops mucrosquamatus (brown spotted pit viper), 488 nucleotides. RefSeq names its product cathepsin Z. The coding region runs from base 17 to 283 and encodes 88 amino acids. Lineage: Eukaryota; Metazoa; Chordata; Lepidosauria; Squamata; Viperidae. Gene Ontology annotation, biological process: proteolysis. Gene Ontology annotation, molecular function: cysteine-type peptidase activity. The transcript has 2 exons. The record is from RefSeq and is a predicted model, not a curated record.
AUGUAGUUGUGGGAUCAUGGCCACUUCCAAACUGGAUGCAUACAGUGGAGGCCUGUAUGAAGAAUUCAGCAUCUUGCCUAUAAUAAACCAUAUCGUCUCUGUUGCUGGUUGGGGGGUAGAAAAUGGGACAGAGUAUUGGAUUGUCCGGAACUCUUGGGGAGAUCCCUGGGGAGAACGUGGCUGGCUUCGGAUCGUGACCAGUGCAUAUAAAGAUGGAAAAGGAAGAUACUACAAUUUGGCUUUGGAAGAGGAGUGUGCUUAUGGAGACCCAAUACUCACCUGAAUUUGCCACUGCACUUUCUUUGACGGGUGCUUUUGGAGAUUUUGAUAUAAAGGAAGAUAUCCUGCAAGAUGCACUAUUCUUAAGAAAGAGGCCGUGCUAUGCAGUAGCAUUUGAAAUAUUGAUGAAGUAUUACUUUAAUUCAGUAUUUCUUUUUAAAUGAUGAAUAAAGGUAAAAGCUUCUCCUGUCCAGUUGUGUUGGACUCUA